GCGGGUGCAGCUGGUCACCAGGUACCAUGCCCUACACAAGUGCGCUGCGCACUCCUCCAUGCUGACGUUUCUACGCGAGGUCUGAGAGUCACCGCUCUGCUGUCCGAAGCUCGUUCCACUCUGAAACUCCUUUCCCUAGACUCCCCAAUACCCAGCAUCGACACCACAAGAGCCUCAGAAACCACUCCGCGAACCUGCAUCGCCCCAGCUGGUCGGCUGCUAUGGCCACCGCGCCCGCGCCGCAAGCCUCUCAGCAGCCGAUCAUCUCGGCUGCUGACGUGGCGAAGGAGUUUAAAGAGCAAGUGCAGCUACUCCAGGACCAGGAUGCAGGCAGAGUGGCGGCGGCAGCAGCGGCCGUGAUGGUGCUGGCCACGAGAGACCAAGCGCUGCUGUUGCUGCCCUCUGCUGUGCCUCCUCUCAUCAGCCUCCUCAUGUCCUCAUCAGAUAUGCAUGUGCGGCGCAACUCCCUGGCGGCCCUGACCUCCCUCAUGUCCCGCUCCCAGCACCUGCACUCCACGGUCGCCAAGGCGCAAGGCAUUGGUCCGCUGGUGGUGGGAGCUCUCAAGGAGGAGGUGGGGGUGCGCAUCAAUGCCGCUGCCUUCCUCUCCAACCUCGCACAGGAUGCUGAGGGAGUGGCUGUCAUCACAUCAAGUGCAGGGCAGGAGGCUCUUGCAGCCGCCCUUCAGGCCACUGACAAUAACGAUCAGAGCCUGGAAGCGGUGGCGGAUGCCAUCUGUGCCAUUGCGUCCUCGUCCAAGGAGGCAGCAGCUCUCCUCGUUGCCAAGGGUGCACUGGAGCCCGUGGCCUCUCUGCUGCCCUCCCCCCACUCAUCUGAAGUGCAUGUGCGAGCGCUCAUUGCCAUCGGCGUGCUGCUGCCAGCCAGUCCUGACGCUCCCUCUCGCCUGGCUUCCGUUGAAGGCGCACUCCCCUCUCUGCCUGCUCUUGCCAGAUCUAGUGACCCGGACGUGCGUGUCAUUGCUGCCGACCUCUUUACGACAAUCGCCAAGCACACAGAACUACGGCCUCUGCUCGAGCAACAACUACGAGCCAAGUAGAACAUACCGUAGUUUGACAGCAGAUUUGCUCCACUAGCUGGGAUGGUCUGCUCUGCUUGCUAGGAUAGCCGUGUGCAUCUCCUACACCUCAUCGAAUAAAAGACACUUUCAUUUAUUCAGGGCGUUGCGGCAGCUUAGCUUAUUCCUUGUCAUUCCAGCAGAUGGAUUGGAUCUUGAGAAAGCA
Closterium sp. NIES-67 is the source of this 1239-nucleotide messenger RNA. The record is from the annotation of a GenBank genome assembly. Lineage: Eukaryota; Viridiplantae; Streptophyta; Zygnematophyceae; Desmidiales; Closteriaceae.